UGCUCCAGUACUGAGGUUAACACAGCCGCUAUAAUCAGAGAAGUGUCCCUGGCUGGUACACCACACAGUUUCUGGGUCAGUCCUCAGCCCUCUGAGAGGGCCCCAUCCACAUGAGCAACAGAGGAAGACAGAGAGUGAGAGUGGGAGAGAGAGAGAGAGAGAGAGUGGGAAAGGUAUUUAUAGAAAAAUGGGGCUUCGCAGUACCUUUUCUUGCAAAGAACCAUUUCAGGACCAACUGAGCAUGUCCCAGUUUCUGAUCGUAGCUCAGCCAUAGGGUUUGGACUGAGGCUGUGGCUGGACCGCCUCACCCAGGAUGGAGAGCCUGACUCUCAGACGCUCUCCGCUCUCCGGCCUCAGCUGUAGACCGCUGGUUCUCUGAGAACAGGGGGAGGCACUGGCCCAGAUAACCUACAGAUGUGACCUUUUAUGUACACUUGAUUUGCCUUGCUGGGUAGAGGUUUUUGGAGGCAGUGAGCUCAGGUGAGGAGCAGCACAAGGGUGUCCGAGGACACUCUUUGGCUGCGUCGACCUCCAGGUUGGGGGUGAAGGGAGGCUGGCUGGAACGUGCCCUGCCGCAAGCCGGGCAAGGAUGAGGCGUUUCCUGAGCAGAAAGGGCCGCUUCUCCCUGCGCCAGAGCAAGUCUGGGACCCGGAGUGCCUCCAAAGAUUUCUACCUCGGCCUCCCAGCUACCAACCAGAACUGGCCGGAGGCGUUUGGCUUCCGACUGGGUGGCACUGGGCCCAGCUACAUCCUGUCCGUGGUAGAGGGCAGUAGCGCCUACCUUGCUGGCCUGCAGCCCGGGGACCAGGUGGUGGACAUUGAGGGCCAGGAUGUGACCAACCUCAGCACACCGGCACUGAUUGCUCUGGCUCAGACCCUCAAGACGGUGCCACCAAGCAUCGGAGUGGUGUCACGGAUAGAACAGAUAGACAUCACUCCUGGCCCAGAUGGCCGUUUUGGCUUCACCAUCGUUGGAGACAGCCCUCUGAUGGUAGAGGACUGCAUGCCCAACGGUCCGGCUGGUCGCAGUGGCCUAAAGGCCGGGGACUAUGUCAUGGAGGUCAACGGCAUACCAGUGAAGCACCAUGAAACGGCGGCAGCCAUGAUCAAAGCAGCUCAGGGCCGGCCUCUGCGUCUGGGCGUGCUCAGCAUGGCCCGGCGGCCGAAGCGACUGAGCAGCAGCAUGAGGGUGCUGUCGCAGAGUGGGGACAGCAUCAGGGAGAGUCGCGCCCACAAGGCCAUGGAGUUCAAUAAGAAGGUGGAGGAAGUGCUAGGAGAGGAACCAGAUGUUAAAGAACAGCUGUUUGAGGUGCUCAAGCAGUACGCUGCCGAGAGGGAUGUGGAGACUCUGGCUGAGGCCCUGCCCGACAUCCUGAUCACGGAGGAUCAUCAACAGUUGAUUGACAGCGUCAGGAUCUUCAUUCCCAAGAAGCAUCGGGAACGUUUUGACGAGGUGGUUUCCCAGAGCCUGAUGAGCCGGUUCAAAGGGCGAAGCUUCAGUGACCCUAGCCGUGCCCACCUUCGUCGCAGCCGGAGCGAGGAUCACCCUGAACGCCUCCUGGUCUCCACCCGUGCCAGUUCAGUGCCACGCACCCACGCAGAGGAAGGUGUGGUCCCCCCAGCCCGCGGCAUGCGUAAGACCACCUCACUCAUAGCUGGGCACUCCAGCGGCUCCACCACCAACUGCAGGACUGUGCGAGUAUGUAAGGGCAACAUGAGCUUUGGCUUCACUCUUAGAGGCCAUGCUCCAGUGUGGAUUGACUCUGUCAUUCCCGGAAGCCCAGCAGAUAAGGCAGGUUUAAAACCAGGAGACCGCAUCCUGUUUCUCAAUGGACUGGACAUGAGGACCUCCUCCCAUGAGAAGGUGGUGUCCAUGCUGCAGGGCAGUGGUGCCAUGCCCACUCUGGUAGUGGAGGAUGGUCCACCUACUUUCACCCUAGCAGAGCAGGACAUUGCGGGGGGCGGCGUUCCCGCAGAAGGGGCCCGCUCCCCCGUGCUCAGCUCCCUGCAGUGGGUGGCAGAGAUUCUGCCCCCUAGUAUCCGGGUUCAUGGCCGCACCUUUGGACAGCAGCUGGAGCACCUGCUGACCAUCCAGGAGAGGUACACCAUCUGCAAGGCUCUGGAGAACUUUUUCCAGCACAGGAAUGUUGACACACUGAUCGUGGAUGUGUUCCCGGUGCUGGAUACUCCAGCCAAACAGGUGAUCUGGCAGUUUGUUUACCAGCUACUGACGUAUGAGGAGCAGGAACACUGCCAGAGCAAAAUCUCACGCUUUCUUGGAUACAAAGCUCCAGUUCCACCACCACCACCACCUCCUCCCCCUCCUCCGGAGCCUGAGGUUGCCCCCGAGCCCCAUCGACGUAGCAGCUCCAUGAGGGUGACAGGGACCACGUACAGGAGCAGUGUGAGGGGACGUAGCUCUGAUGACCUGGUCAUUGGCACACACUUGGGCAUGGGCUUCCGUGCAGAGCCCAUGCUGGAGACAGGGAUGAGGUUGGCUCCGGGAGAAAGACAGUCAGGAGAUGGUACUUCCCUUCCUGAGACUCCAAACAAUCUCACCAAUCUGUCAGCAGUGUAUGCUGAACUGGAGAACAUGUAUUCAUCCAAGAGGUCCAAGUCUCUGAAGAGUCGUCCUCCUCCUGCCCCUGAAAGUUUGCUGGAUCUGGAGCCUCCCUCGCGCACAGCCUCCCCUACAAUACAUGCUAACACAGGUAGCCGUAAAGGCCCCCCACCACCUACAUCCUGGCCUGAGCCUCUGCCAAGUCCCCCUGCAGCCCAGUUCUAUCCAUCAGGUCUGACAAGCCAGACCAGUGCGGAGUCCAACCCCUACAUCAGCCUGGACAGUCCCCCUCCAUCACCUCCAGAGCCCCCUGACUACCCAUCUAGUCCCCCUGGCCACCGCAGCAGCAAGCGGCGUUAUACUUUCUCUAAGCCACCACGCUCAGAAGACACAGAUCGCUUUCUGGAUGCACUGAGCGAGCAGCUGGGACAGAGGGUGGCCAUCGUUGAUGACUUCCUGACCCCUGAGAAUGACUAUGAGGAGGAUAUUGUGCAGAUGGGCUUCCCAGAUGAGGAGGAUGAGGAUAAUGAAGAGGAGUUGGGUGUAGACGAAGACGAAAAUGGAGGAUUUGUGGCUCCAGAGCUCAGCAGCCCGAGCGAUGUUCAAAGCAGCAGUGGAGAGGAGAAUGCCUCCUCACUCACCUACUCUUCCUCCUCUGACCACAUCCCUCCGCCCCCAAUGACCCCUCCACCACCCCCACCUGUUCAGUUUAAUGACGCACCUCCUCCGCCUCCUGCACCUGCACAGACUCCACAACAGCAGCAACAGCAGCAACAGCUUAGCUACACCCCUGAACACUCCCCAAGAGCAUAUGUGCCUAUCCGCCGAAAAUCUGGCCCCCCUCCCCCACCUCCACCCCGCAGUAAUCCACCACCUAAACGCCACUCCUUACAUAAAGUUCUGCCCACAAGAGAGGACCUGCAGGUCCAUGCUACCAUACAAGAGCUAAAAGCCUACCAAGAACAACAAGUAUACCAAGAAAGACAAGCAUAUGAGGAGCAACAAGCAUAUAAAGAGAGGCAGGUGUUUGAGGAGCAGAAAGCCUACGAAGAACAACAACUGUUCCAAGAGCAACAGGCUUACCAGGAACAACAGGCUUAUCAGGAGAAACGUUUCAAAGAGAGACAGGCUUAUGAAGAGCAGAAGGCAUUUGAGGAGCAAAAAGCUUUUGAAGAGCAACAGAUGUACCAGGAGCAGCAAGCAUACCAAGAAAGACAAGCAUAUGAGCAGCGCCAAGCCUACCAAGAGCAAAAAGCGUAUGAACAGCGUCAAGCCUACAAGGAGCAAAAAGCAUUUGAGGAGCUUCAAGCCUACCAGGAGAAAAAAGCUUACGAGGAGCGUAAAGCUUAUGAGGAGCAAAAAGCUUAUGAGGAGCGUCAAGCCUAUGAGGAGCAACAAGCGUAUCAAGAGCAACAGAUGCAACAGAUCUACCAGAGCCACCACUCGAUGCCUAACCAGCCAACACAGCAGAAAGCCCACUCACCACUGCCUCUCCAACAACUCCACCAGUCCUUACCCCCACUCCCCUCUCCAGAUGCCACCCAUCACCCCUCUAACCAUCCUCUGUAUAUGAUGCGUCAAGCACAGCAGCAACAGGCCCACCAGAGUCAUCACAACCGACGUCAGUCCCGUUCAGCCCCAUCUCCUCACCAACCGUCACCCCAACCAACAGCCCACCCAAGCCAACAAGGUCAGUACUCUGAGGGCAUCUACCAAAGCCAUCAGGGCAUGAGACCCCAGCCCCACCAUUCUUCUGCGGAGGUGCUUCAUCAGAUGCACCAAGCCCCAGCCCAUCACUCCUCUGCAGAGAUGCUCCAUCAGUUGCAACAGUCCCAGGCCCACCACUCAUCUGCAGAGAUGCUCCAGCAGAUGCAACAAGUCCAUGCCCACUACUCAUCAUCAGAAAUGCUCCACCAAGUGCACAAAACUAAGGCCCAUCAUUCUUCAACAGAGGUUCUGCAACAAGCUCACCAGAUGCAGCAAAUGCAGCCCCAUCAUUCCUCAACUGAACUUCUCCAUCAAGCUCACCAGAUGCAUCGGGGACAACCUCACCAUUCAUCCGCUGAGCUACUCCAUCAAAUACACAAACCCCAGGCCCACCACUCCUCCACAGAACUGCUCCAUCAAGCCCAUCAGAUGCACCAAACUAAGUCCCAUCACUCCUCCACGGAGCUCCUAAAUCAAGCCCAGCAAGAGCCUGCUUCUCUCCCAGUUCAGGUAAACCGGGAUAGCCAUUCCCAUCAGAGCCGGAGAAGUCUUAAAGGUCAUCAUCAGACCCAAGUGUCACCACAAGGGAGACCCCAAGAGCAGCAGAUCCACCAAACCCAUCAUCCCCAGCCCACAAAACCCUCUCCCCAAAGACCCCACUCUAUUCAGCAGACCCACCACCACUCCAGCACAUCUCAGAUCCAUCACAUCCACCAUAUGACCCCACAACCCCCUCCACAAGACUAUCAACACCAGAUUCAUGUCAUCCACCCUCCCCAGCAGCCUCACAGGCCUCAGCCCCUUCUCUCCACCUUUCAGCCCCUCCAGCCACACCAGCCCACCCUCUCCACUUUCCAGCCUCUGCCCCAACACCACCAAUCCCAGCACCAAGUCCAGUCCUCCACCCAAGUUACCCGUCCGCAGUCCCAGCCCUCACAUCACCUGCUGCAGUCAUCACACCAGUCCCAAACUCAGUCUCACCAUAAGCAAUCCCAUGGCCAACCCCAGUCCCUCCCCCACUCCCUAUCUGACCCCACAGAGCAUCUGGAACCCCCACCGCCUCCACCCCUGCCCCCACCCUGCUCGCCUCCACCUUUGCCCAGGCCUUCGCUCUCCAGGAUGGACUCCAACCACAUGAGCGUGAAGAGGUUACGAUGGGAGCAGGUGGAAAACUCAGAGGGGACUAUCUGGGGACAGUUGGGAGCAAAUUCUGACUAUGACAAACUGCAUGACAUGGUAAAGUAUCUGGAUCUGGAGCUGCACUUUGGGACACAGAAGAGCUCCAUGCCUGCUCCAGAGCCAUCCCCCCAACCAGAAACCUUCAAGAAAAAAGAUGUGAUUGAAAUUCUCUCCCACAAGAAGGCCUACAAUGCCUCCAUCCUGAUAGCCCACCUAAAGCUGUCUCCUGGGGAGCUGCGUCAGGUGUUGAUGAACAUGUCCACUGAUAGGCUAGAGCCAGCUCACAUCAAACAGCUCCUGCUGUAUGCCCCCGAUGCAGAGGAGGUCAAAAAGUACGAAGAGUACAGACAGGACCCCAGCAAACUCAGUGAGCCAGACCAGUUUGUGUUGCAGAUGUUAUCAGUACCAGAGUACAAGACCCGCCUGCAGAGCCUCCUCUUCAAGUGUUCUCUGCAAGAGAAGACGGAGGAGUUGAGGGGAGCAUAUGACUGCCUCUACAAGGCGUCGUUGGAGCUGAAGACAAGCAAGAAGCUGGCUAAGAUACUAGAGUUUGUGUUGGCGAUGGGAAACUACUUGAAUAACAGCCAGCCUAAAACCAACAAGACUACAGGCUUCAAGAUCAACUUCCUUACAGAGUUGAGCACAACUAAAACAGUGGAUGGGAAGUCGACAUUUCUACAUAUUCUGGUUAAGUCUUUAUGUCAACACUUUCCUGAUGUGUUGGAUUUCUCCAAAGAUUUAACCAUGGUUCCUCUUGCAGCCAAAGUAAACCAGAGGACUAUCACAUCAGAUCUGAAUGACCUACAUACAACCAUCCAGGACAUUCGCUCGGCUUGUCAGAAGAUGCCUGCGACUGCUGAGGACCGUUUUGCUGUCAUCAUGAGUAACUUCCUGGAAAACAGUCAUCCAGCAGUCCAGUCUCUGGAGUCCCUGCAACAGAGAGCUAUGGAGGAAUUCAGCAAAACUGCCUCUUUCUUUGGUGAAGACGGCAAAGCCAUCAACACUGAGGCCUUCUUUGGUAUCUUUUCUGAGUUCAUGGGAAAGUUUGAGAGAGCUCUCAGUGAGUGGCAAGCAGCAGAAAACCUGAAGAGCCCCAGAAGUCCAAGAAUGGCCUCCCCACUGGCCUGGUAACACACACACACACACACACACACACACACACACACACACACACACACACACAGAUGACUACAUAGUUCACACAGUAUAUACACAUGUACACACCAUGGACAUACUGUAUGCAUAUACUGUAUAUACAUGCACCCACAUGCACAUGCACAACGAACACAUACACAGCAAUACACAACUCACAAUUCUGAGCAAAAAACAAGAUUGUUUUUGGAAAAAUUAAAGAAUGGAGAAACUUUUGCAUCAAAGAUGGACAAGUUAGCUUUAUACCAGUGGUAUUGUAUCUAUUGUAUGUCGAUUCAAAACGAAACAGAGUUUUUUUUUUUAAGUCUAAAACUUCGAUGGCUAAGACUACUGCAUAGAAAAUAACCAUGUUUGGCUGAAGGUAGAUAGUUACUCAGUAACAUCCAAUACUUUAAGUUUUCUUUCUCUAAGCCUGAGUUCAGGUCACCUCUGUAAGUGUGUUAUUACAGUUCUACAGUCAAAUCUUUGUUAUAUAUCCAUGAAUAAGACAAGAAAAAAGAAAAAAGAAAUUUUAUCCUGAAAUAGAUAUUAAAUUAAAAUACAUUCACAUUGACUUGUUGGUUUGGAAGAAACCAAAAGCAGUUUUCCUGUUAGUUUACAUGUAUUUUUGUAAGCCGCCCACCACACUGAAUGUAACGUAAGUUCUUUACUGACUUAAGUGUAGCUUAUUUUCUCAUUUACUGCAUUGUAUUUGUGCCUCACUGUCAGCAGAUUUUCAAAAUUCCUACCAUAUCAGUUAUAGCCAUAUAAUUGCUUUUUUUCCCCUAAAUGGUAUUGUUCUUGUAUGAUACUUAACUUCUAAUGCUACUAACUUGUAUAUAUGAGACAAUGUCAGUGGGAAGAUGGCACUUACUACUUGUUUUUAUAAAAAACAAUUUUAACUGUUCUGAGGAUAAUUUUUAACCCGUCUAAAGUCCUUAACACACUAAUUACAGGAAGUAGAAGUGGGAUUUUGUGGAUCCAACAGCGGGCAGUGUGCAAUAUGUGAAUGUUUAGCUGUGUUCCACUGUUAGAUAUUAUACUCUUUAAACUAUAACAGAGAAAUAUUGUGUUUGUACUGUACAGAAUGAGAGUGGAUGUAAACAAAACAGGCACAGUUGCUACAAUAUGUAUGAAGCACUUUGUUACUUUCAUGCAAUACCCGAAUAUUUAUUUUAAUGAUUGUGUCAUAUGGAUUGACCAUAAAGUCAUUAAGUUUAGUGUAGCAGAUGCAGCAUUUUACAUCAAACAAUUAACAAUACAGCAUACCAGCUUCUCAGACGUGCCAGUGCUCUGUAAAACAUAAAAUUUAGUCUUCAAGUGAUGUUUUUAAAUGGUAAGGCGAAUUCGUAUGAUAAGAAUAAUGUGUGCAGCUAGUAAAAGCUUUGUUUUCUAAUGGUCUAAGUUGUUUUUUUUCUGCUUAAAUUACAGAAUGUAAACCUCUAAAGCAGUGCUGUCCAUUUAGGGCCUAUAAAGUGUUAAGUCUGUAUUUUGUAUUGUAUCCUAACAAUGCUGACAACUAUAAAGAGUGGUAUGAAAUCUAA
Dicentrarchus labrax (European seabass) is the source of this 8121-nucleotide messenger RNA. RefSeq names its product glutamate receptor, ionotropic, delta 2 (Grid2) interacting protein, a (gene grid2ipa). The transcript is spliced from 23 exons. Gene Ontology annotation, molecular function: protein binding. NCBI's taxonomy places the organism in Eukaryota, Metazoa, Chordata, Actinopteri, Moronidae. Gene Ontology annotation, biological process: regulation of DNA-templated transcription. The record is from RefSeq and is a predicted model, not a curated record. Bases 590 to 6577 code for a protein of 1995 amino acids.